CUGCCCUUUUUCAUGAUGGCGGCGGCACGCGAGGCCGAUGGGCGUCGCUCGCUCCAACAGCUCUGCCCCUCCCCUCGCCCGGAUCUCUGGGCACGCGGGGGGCUCCCAUUGGUCCGGAGCGUGGCGGCCGCUGGUUGGACCACGUCCCUGCGCUCCGCUGCCUCGACCAACAAUCGCCCGCGGCCGGGUUUAGCAGAUACAGCUAAAAAAAACUUUGGUGGUGGAAACACUGCUUGGGAAGAGAAGACGCUGUCGAAGUAUGAGUCCAGUGAAAUUCGUCUUGUAGAGAUCAUAGAGAAUCUGUGUGACAGUAGUAACUUUGAAUGUAACAAUAUGGUUGAAGAACAUGAAGAACUUAUAGAGAAAUGGUGGUUCAAACUAAAGAAGAAGUAUCCAGAUUUGUUUAAGUGGUUUUGCAUUGAAACAAUAGAAGUUUGCUGCCCUGCUGGAACUUAUGGACCCGAUUGCCUUGCUUGUCAUGGUGGAUCAGAAAGACCUUGCCAUGGAAAUGGCCACUGUGAUGGUGAUGGUACCCGAGGUGGAGAUGGCUCAUGUAGCUGUAAGAAGGAGUACACAGGACAAUUUUGUUUGGACUGUUCUAGUGGUUACUUCAGUUCCUUGAGAAAUGAGACACAUUCUGUUUGUACAGCGUGCCAUGCUGCCUGCAAGACUUGUACUGGUUCAAGUAACAAGGACUGCCAAGACUGUAAAGAAGGCUGGAUUAAAAAUGAAGGUGGAGCUUGUGUGGAUUUAGAUGAAUGUGCAGCCUCUCCUUGCAAAGAUCACCAGUAUUGUUUGAACACAGAUGGAUCUUUCUUAUGCAAAGCAUGUGAUGCCAGCUGUACAGGUUGCACAGGAGAAGGUUCUGAAAAAUGUAAGACCUGCGCAUCUGGAUACGUGAAGGAAGAUGAGAAGUGUACAGAUAUAGAUGAAUGUAACCUUCCUGAAAAGGUCUGCACAAAAGAGAAUCAAGACUGUGUUAAUACGUCAGGUAGUUACAAGUGUGUAUGUUCAGAAGGGUUUGAAGAUAAGGAUGGAACAUGUGUUCAAACUGUAAAACCAGGAGAGGAAGGAGAGAGUGAAAAAACUGAGCCUUCACAUACUGAACAUGCUGACUUAUGAUCUGUGUUCAGAACCAAAAGACAUUCCUAUGUAAAGUUUUAAAUUAUUGGACUUAAGCCUCUGCUAGCUGAAAUACUGUGGAAGUGGUAUGAAUUAUGCAGGUUGCCAUUAAGACUUUUUUUUUUUUUAAAUGGUGACAACCUGCUCUUUAAGCUGCAUUUCUUUAUUCUUAAAUUCCACUUUUUAUAUAAUUCUUCAAAAACAAAACUCUGGAUCAGUUAAUAAAAUUUGAAUGAACGUAACACUGUUCCCAGCAAAUGUAAACAACUUGCAGGCUUCUUGUUCUAGUGCCUACUGAAAACUAUUAUCUUCUGGAAGAAUUUAGUUGCACUUCAUAAUUCAAGGAAAAUUUAGACUGAAGUUUGUUGUUUCUAAUCAUGAGAAAUAUUUCUGUAACUGAAAUAGAAAAUUUGGAAAUUGUCAAAGGGAAUCUUUCGGGGGGGGUGGGGGAGGGAAGCACUGUUCCCUUAAACAAAAUAGAAUGCCUAAUAUUGCAUUCAAUAAAAGUUUAUUUUGUUGGAA
Molecule: messenger RNA, 1644 nt
Organism: Hirundo rustica (Barn swallow)
Lineage: Eukaryota; Metazoa; Chordata; Aves; Passeriformes; Hirundinidae
Gene: CRELD2
Product: cysteine rich with EGF like domains 2
Exons: 10
Coding region: 13-1122 (369 amino acids)
Molecular function (GO): calcium ion binding
Source: RefSeq, a predicted model, not a curated record